GGGAGAGAUUGCGAGAGUGUGUAUAUGCUCAUGUGUGUUGUGUCCUAAAGAGCUAUGCACUGACUCAGCAGGAGAGAAACUGAUUAAAGGAGUUGCAUCAAAGAGAAAAACCGAGGGAGAAAGAGCGAGCGAGAGAAACCACAGGAGAGAAAGAGGUAGUGAGAGGGAACAGGGAAAGAGGAGUGCUGGAAAGAAUGCCGGAUGGAGAGAGUGGAGGAGCAGGAGGGCGCAGAAGAGGAGGGGAGAAAAAGCUUGCAAUGUGAACAUGAAUCUCUGACCACCAAGUGAUAAUGCUUCUCGCCCCCUCCCCUCUCUGUCUUCCUCUCUGUCUGCCUCUCUCUGUCUUCCUCUCUCUCGCCCUCCUUUCUUUUUGUUCUGGCCUGGAUCAUAGGGAGGAAUAAGAUGAUCCCUCCCACAGGCAGUGGUCCAGAUGAGCUGCUCUCCUCUUCCUCCAUCUUCGACCACGUGGACCGUCUGUCCCGAGGCUCUUCUGACGGCAGGGGUCGCCAGGCCAACAAGGUCCAGUUGAUUGCCAUGCAGCCCCGGCCCAGCCCACCACAAUGCUCACACAGCCCCACCCUCACAGAGAGGGUCAGCGCAGAGGUGGCUCUGAGACAUAAGUCAGAGAUCGAGCACCACAGGAACAAGCUGCGUCAGCGGGCUAAGAGGCGGGGCCAGUGUGAGUUCCCCUCUAUGGAUGACAUCCUGGAUGCCUUCGGGCAGGCGCAGGAGGAGGCGGGGCAGGGAGGAUGUCCCCAGCGCCUCUACAGCUCAGCCCAUGACCACAUGGACAGCAUCCUGCACACCGACCCCCCCUCGCCCCCCACCCCAGGGGAAUCCAGGAAGAGGGGGAGGCGCUCUCCCCUGGGCCGGCGGAGGCAGCAGGGGAACGGCAGUCUGCCAGACACAGACAGACUGACGGACAGAGACCGCCUGCUCACAGACCACAGCGCCACCUACAGGAAAUACCCUGGACUCAACAAUGUGGCCUACAUGUCGGACCCGGAUCUACCUCCAGACCACGGCAGCCCCUCCCCUAACGAUGAGGUGUUUGACCACGCCCCUCCCCCGCCCGCCCUACGUGCCCCCCCAGCCGUCCAUCGAGGAGGCGCGGCAACAGAUGCACUCCCUAUUGGACGAUGCCUUCGCCCUGGUGUCACCCUCCUCCCAGGGCAGCGUCAGUGUCGGGGUCACGCAGAGGUAUGCAGAGUUGGGGAUGUCUCCCUCGUCAGUACAAGGCCUGUUGCAGAGGCAGGGCCUGGGUUCAGGGGCCUAUGUUACUGCAGAGGAGCAGCUGCAAGAGUCUGUCUAUGCCAACAGGGGGCAGUAUGAAGAGCCUCCCUCCUCCUCCAGACCUCGGCCUGUUGGGGGGAGCACAGGGGCUCAGCUGCAUCACCUGACUCAGGUGGGGUUGUCGAGCCGGAUCAGUGCGUACCCUGGGGUGGGCCGCAGUGUCUCUGGUCCAACAGGCUCCAGCUGGAACCAGCAGCCUUUAGACCAGGACCUCUCCAGACCUGGAGCCAGCAGAGAGAGUGUGCUGUCGUUCCCUGAGUUCUCCUCCCCCGCUGUGUUUCAGAUGCCCAGCUCCUCUCUGGGAGACCAUUCUGUCCCCCCGAUGCUCCUGGCCCCUCCCACUCCAGAGUUCCCCCUAGACGAGUCCUCCCCCUCAGCCCAAAGCUCCGCCUCCCUCAUCAAGGCCAUCAGGGAGGAGCUACGACGACUCGCCCAGAAACAGGUUGCUGUGGCCGGCACCUACUCCUAGACCAGUGUGAGCCCCUACCCCAUAACUGGUCUGAACCAGUUUGAACUACUACCUAAACAAGUAUGGACCGAUCAGAACCACUACCCCAAACUAGUUUGAAACAGUCAGAACCACUUGCCCUAAACUGGUCUAAAGAGAUUUACACUGCUAUUCAUAAGCUGGUCUGAACAAGACUCAGCCAGUCUGCAACAGAUACGAUUUCCUUACAACAAUAACAUCACUGUUCUUUAAAGGGUUCUUCUCUCUGUAAAGGUUCCUCAUUCUACAGCACAGUGUUUCCACUGGACGGGAGGAUCGAGUUUGUUUUCUUCAGAGUUCCAUAGAAGUGCUUCCGUGAGAGGGGCCGUCUCUGCCCUUCCUGACCUCCUGUAUGUGGUGCUAAACCUCAGCGUAAUGUCUCCUGUCAUUAAGUUAACCACGCAUUGCCUUCAACAUACAUUCAUCAUCAGCCAUGUCGGUGAGGUCUUCUCCAUUCAUCAGCCAUAUUGGUGAGGUCUUGCACUGUAGAGAGAGUUGAAGACUUGGAGUAUAGUGUACUUUGCGCAUGGGGGAUUUGAAUAUAUAGAUGAAAAAAGUAUAUAAAAAUGAAAAUAUUAUAUGUGAAGAGAUGUAAAAAUCCCAAGUGAGCACAAUAUGAAUUAAUAAGAGUGACCAAUGGAGUAUUGAAAUUGUAUUUAUUUUUUAUUGCUCUGAAAGUAUACUUUUAAAUCCUUUAUUUUGACCAAAGACCAAUACUGUUUGGAUGUUCUAUGGCUGUAUUCUCCCUGUGUUGGCGCUCACUUUUGCCGUGGAGCUGAUCAUAACAUUGUUUAUCGCAAUGGAGACGUUGCUUAGCAUAGUUGCUGCUCGUGUGUUCAUGUGUUGCUGGUACAAAAAUGGAGAGAAAAAAAAUGGAUUAUGCGUUGCAGACAUAUAACGUGUGUAUAUAUAGUGCUUUUCAGUAGGUGUCAAAAGACUUGACAUGGGGCUAACCUAUCCCAUCCACCACCAAUGUGACUUUCUGCGGCAGAACUCUCACAGAACAAAGGCAUUUCUGUGGUGACGAAUGACUGUGUCGAAUUGUGAUAGUGUUUCUCUUGGUGGGAAGAGCUGGAAAACCACUCAUGCUUGACAACCACAGAAAAUAGGCUACCUGUGAAAUUUAAGAUUGAAAUGGGAAUGAUUUUACACCACAUCGACAUAAGGUAAUGCAAAGGUGAUUUGGGGAAUUUUGAUAGGAUGGUUUAUAGCGACUGAAAAACACCUACAUGUCCAAUUUCCCCCAAAUAGCUUCCUCUCCUUAUCUCCUUUCCUUAGUCAACUAUUAUCCAAAUGGAUGUAAAGGUGAACCUCACGAAGAGGUGAAUUUAGGAAACAAAGUCAUUUUGGACAAAUGGACAUACUAUACUGUAGCAGUUGGUGGGUUUGGUGGUGGUUGCGUGCUCUUUGUCUCCAUCUGCUGGUGGUAUGGCUGCAUGGCUGGCUUCCAUCUUUGCUUCAGGUUGUUUUCUCUGAGGUCUUAUUGUAUUGGGUUUGGUCAAUGGUCAGUAAUGUGUGGGUUUGUGCAGGCAAGAGAAGGCUUGCCCAUCCAGCUCUGUGCUCUAGCUAUCUACAGCAUGUUGACUAUGUUUGAGGCUUGGCUAGCUAGCUAUUAGUGAUGUGACUGUUGCUGUUGUCUUCUCUCAGGCAUUCUGCUAAAAUCAGUACAAAAAAAUGUUUAAAACAGAAGUUAAACUGAAGAGUUGUAACACACAAGUAAAGAGUGAGGAGUGUUAUACAGUGCCAUCCGAACCUGAUCCAUCCAAGCACAUAAUACAUCAUGAUAAUCAAGCAGUAGAAAAGAUGCACUAUGUAAGUGUCAUUCUGUUAUACUCUUGUUUUGCCUUUUCUAAUCAUUUUUUAAAACCUACAUGAAAAUUGAUAUAACAAUAAAUGCAGUAUAUAAAAUAAAUAUAAGCGUAAAAUAUGUCAAACUAUUUCAUCUGUGAUUGCUCAAUUAUAUGGACAACCUUUCAACGGAAGGACUAACACAUCUUCCCUGUGGACCAAUCCUGAUUCAUAACUCUUCAUCUGCUGGGACUUAUAAACGUUCCUGAUUGGACCUGGCACCUGUCAAUAAGGCUGUGGGACUAUACACAGAGUGGAGUCACAGAGAUGUGUGUGUGCGGACGACAAACCGAUUCACCUGGUGCUACUAAGUAACUUACAGUAACAGACCCUUCACUCCCUCUGUACAGGGGGUUGGAGUGUGUUGAUGUCUCCUCAGUCUAACAGCAUCUCACACACAGCCUAUACCGACAUGGGGAGCACAGACACACACUGCCAACAUGGAAAACACACACCCUCAGAAUUUGAUAUUCCUGUCUAAAAAGAUAGGCUUCACUUCAAACUCUGGAUUUCAAACUCUGCAGCGCCUCCUGAAUGUUUCAUAGUUCUGUGUUUUAUAGAUCUGUGAUUCUCUGAGACACCAGAGUGUCGGAGCAGGCUUGUUAUUGGCCCUAAUGCCCUGAGAUCAUACCCCUAUACUCUCUCUCUGUCCCCAGAGGGUAUGUGUUUUGUCUACUCUUGAGACUGGGGCGGCCCAUCUAUAGGCCACACCCUGGGGCGUAUCUUCGACAGUGUAGUAGAUGCUCAGGUGUGUUAAAUGUCAGACAAGGGUGGGGUUCCUGCCCGACUAGAUUCACAGACGUUGCAUUGCAUCAACGACUGCCCAGUGGGGCAUCAAAUUUCUAUAUCACAUGUUGUGAUUAACUGACAUGUUAAACACCUAUCCAGCUGUUGUGAGGUCUGGCAUGUGUCUGCAAUGUUGUCGGGCAGGAACACCACCAAUACCUGUUUUCUAGCUCUCUCUCGCCCUCGCUCUCUCCCCUCCUUUCCCUUCUCUCUCUCUAUCCCUCUCUUUCUCCUCUCUCCUCCCUCUGAGCUGCAUCCCUGUGGUGUAUAGAGUCUGAAUGAUGUGUAAAUCAAAGAUUAAAGAAUUAUGUGUUUAAAGUCA
Oncorhynchus kisutch (coho salmon) is the source of this 4736-nucleotide messenger RNA. RefSeq names its product UPF0606 protein KIAA1549. The transcript is spliced from 9 exons. The record is from RefSeq and is a predicted model, not a curated record. Bases 403 to 1332 code for a protein of 309 amino acids. Lineage: Eukaryota; Metazoa; Chordata; Actinopteri; Salmoniformes; Salmonidae.